AUGGCGGCAUCAAGUAUACCGAAAUCUCGCAAAGAGAAAGGUCUCCACGUCCUUUUCCUCUCGUCCGACACCGGUGGAGGCCACCGCGCCAGCGCCGAGUCGCUCGCCAAUCAGUUCCAGCUUUUAUUUCCUGGGACAACGUACGAUUUACUCGAUAUUGUGGAAAAAGACGGCGUUGCGCCGUAUAAUUCCUUGGUUUCUACAUACAAGCACCUUUCGGCACAUCCUUCCCAGUGGAAGCUGGUGUACACGGUCUCGAAUUCCCGGGCGUUUGAAAUGCUCGCCGAUGCUCACCUGAAACUCAUGUGCGAACGUGCAGUACGGAAACGAAUUCAGUCUUACAAUCCGGAUGUCGUUAUCAGUGUGCAUCCCCUUAUGACCAACGUGCCGGUUUUGAGUUGUUCGAAGAUAUCACACAUCACUGGCAAACACUUGCCUAUUUUUACCGUGGUAACGGAUUUAGGCUCGGCGCAUUGCCUGUGGUUCGCUAAUGGUGUGGAAAAAAUGUUUGUUGGAUCCGAUCAGAUUAAGAAGCUCGCCAUGGCACGUGGUAAGGUUCCAGUGGAAAAAAUAAUACUGGCUGGUUUGCCCAUUCGCCACGAUUUCGCCAUUCAAGCCGACCUUCUCGGAGUCCGACACUCGGAAGCAGGACGCGCUUAUCAACAGCGAGUCCGCCGAGAGUUGAAACUACCGUGUACAGAUCGUAAAACCGUUUUGGUAAUGGGAGGUGGCGAAGGUGUUGGUUCAUUAUCAAAUAUUGUCGAUGCGCUGUACGUGGAGCUUGCCUUGCAAGGAAUUGAUGCUCUGGUAUUGGUGGUCUGCGGUCGUAAUGAAAAACUGAGACACAAACUAGCAACGCGAGAUUGGCAGUCACUCGGUAAAGUAAUUGUGACAGGACUCGGUUUCGUCACACGCAUGGCAGAAUACAUGGUUGCCGCGGAUGUACUAGUUUCGAAGGCUGGUCCGGGCACCAUCUCGGAAGCAGCUGCGGUGUCUCUUCCCGUCAUGCUUACAUCUUUUUUGCCCGGUCAAGAGGAAGGAAAUGUAGAUUAUGUCAUCGAUGGCGGGUUUGGAGCGUAUUGCGCCGAUACCGAUCCGAUUGGCAUUGGCGAGGAAGUUUGCAUGUGGUUGCACGACCCAGCCAAGUUGGAAAUGCUGUCCAACGCGGCCAAAGCCAAGGGCGUCCCGAAUGCGGCCCGGGAUAUUGCCCAGCAAAUCGGCGAC
Molecule: messenger RNA, 1224 nt
Organism: Phaeodactylum tricornutum CCAP 1055/1
Lineage: Eukaryota; Bacillariophyta; Bacillariophyceae; Surirellales; Neidiaceae
Exons: 2
Biological process (GO): glycolipid biosynthetic process
Molecular function (GO): hexosyltransferase activity
Source: RefSeq, a predicted model, not a curated record